GUAUAUAGUCUGACUAUAGUAUACAUAUACAUAGACGUGUGAAUGUCAUCAAUUGUCAGCCGGUCACUUUUAUCAUUAAAAUCUUCAAUCAAGCAAUUUCACUGUACAUCCAGAAGAAUGUCCAAGAGUGCUCUUGUGAUUGUGGCACCAGGUGCCGAAGAGAUGGAGGCUGUAAUUGCUAUUGAUGUCUUGCGGCGCAGUGAGGUCAAAGUUACUGUUGCCGGAUUGGUAGCUGGACCUAUAAAAUGCUCAAGGGAUGUCCAAGUUCUUCCUGAUGUGACUCUCGAUAAAGUUCUUGGAAAUGAAUAUGAUGCCGUUGUCUUGCCCGGAGGUUUAGGUGGAUCAAAGGCCCUUGCAGAAUCCAAAGAAGUAGGGGAGCUUCUUAAGCGUCAAGAGGGCAAUAAUAAACUAAUUGCAGCAAUUUGUGCUGGUCCAACUGCUCUUCUGGCACAUUCAAUUGGCGUGGGGAAAAGCAUCACAUCCUAUCCCAGUGUAAAGGAUCAACUGACAAGCACCUACAAGUACGUCGACGAUAAAACCUGUGUUAUGGAUGGUCAAUUGAUUACGAGCCGUGGUCCGGGAACUGCCUUUGAAUUUGCUCUAAAAAUUGCGGAACAACUCGCAGGAGCUGAGAAGGCUAAUGCCGUGGCCAAGGGGAUGCUUUUGUAAAUAUUUGUGGACCAAAAAUCGAAAUAAAAAUUGAAAAGAAUCUGCAUUGUUGAAAA
Messenger RNA from Phlebotomus papatasi, 725 nucleotides. It is a transcript of the gene dj-1beta, whose product is annotated as protein dj-1beta. Bases 43 to 669 code for a protein of 208 amino acids. Gene Ontology annotation, biological process: guanine deglycation, glyoxal removal; protein deglycation, glyoxal removal. The record is from RefSeq and is a predicted model, not a curated record. The transcript has 2 exons. Gene Ontology annotation, molecular function: protein deglycase activity. Lineage: Eukaryota; Metazoa; Arthropoda; Insecta; Diptera; Psychodidae. Gene Ontology annotation, cellular component: cytosol; nucleus.